Daphnia magna is the source of this 3282-nucleotide messenger RNA. Its product is annotated as ABC transporter G family member 20. Gene Ontology annotation, biological process: transmembrane transport. Gene Ontology annotation, molecular function: ATP binding; ATP hydrolysis activity; ABC-type transporter activity. Gene Ontology annotation, cellular component: ATP-binding cassette (ABC) transporter complex; membrane. The record is from RefSeq and is a predicted model, not a curated record. Lineage: Eukaryota; Metazoa; Arthropoda; Branchiopoda; Diplostraca; Daphniidae.
UAGGCAACAACUAAGGACAAAGUUAAGCUUUCAGGUCAAGGCGAUAGUUUAGAGGCUAGGUGAACCAUUUUCCAUAGUUCUUUUUACCUAAUAUUACCACCCACUUCAUGCAAAGCUCACCUAAGAUUAGACCUAAUUUACGCCUACCUGUCACUCUUAUUUUAGCAGUUGACCAAGUCGCAUCAUUACAGACACUUGGUCGAAACUUGUCACCUAGUCGAUCUUAAAUCACAACAUUUUUUUAAAAAUCGAAUCUAACUUUGUAUUUUAACUUACGUCAUUUGAUCGUGUUUUUAAAGAAAUGAAGGCCGGCGUUGAGAUACCCACCGUUUCAUCCAGUCAGGGUGUUGUCGUCCGUAACGCGAUUAAAUCCUAUGGCGUUGGCAGCCGCAGGUCUACCGUACUCGAAGGGCUCGACAUGAACGUCAAGAGAGGAACAAUCUAUGGCCUACUAGGAGCAAGUGGUUGCGGAAAAACGACAUUAUUGAGCUGUAUCGUUGGCCGGCGAAGCUUUGACAGCGGAGAAGUGCUGGUGUUGGGCGGACCACCGGGCACGCCGGAAAGCGGAAUUCCAGGUCCGCGGGUGGGCUACAUGCCACAAGAGUUGGCACUUUAUGGCGAAUUUAGCAUUAAAGAAACACUUCAGUAUUUUGGCCGUAUCUACAAAUUGCGAGCGGAUUUCGUCGAUGCCCAGUUGGAAUUCUUAUCCAAGUUACUGGACCUACCUCCUAGCCAUCGUUACGUCAAGACGCUGAGCGGUGGCCAGCAGCGACGCGUUUCGUUCGCAGUUGCUUUGUUUCACGAGCCCGAACUGCUAAUUUUGGACGAACCAACAGUUGGCGUUGAUCCAUUACUCCGACACAGCAUUUGGAAUCACCUUGUUCGUCAGAGCGAUGAUCAUGGAAGAACGGUGAUAAUUACCACGCACUACAUCGAAGAAGCACGUCAAGCCGAUACGAUUGGGAUGAUGCGUUCUGGACGGUUAUUGGCCGAAGAAUCGCCAGAAAAUCUGUUGAAGGAUUACCGACUUCCUUCACUUGAAGAUGUAUUUCUUAAGCUUUGUAUGAAAGACAAGGACGAUGGUGGGCUGACAUCAAAGACUCCCAAAGAUAAUAAUUUCGCAGCAUCUCGUAAACCUCAUAGUGGAGGUCUUGACAAUUUGGCUUUCAAUGCCAGUCAGUUUGACAUAGUUCCACUGGACGUUGAAAGUCUGGAUAACAUUAAAAGCCAUCCCGGAUCGUUAGCGAAUUACAAUGCUCCAAGCUCAAAAUCGACAUUACCGACGGAAGAAGGUGGUGUCGUCUGCUUGAAUUUCAACCGGUAUGGGGACAACAACCUGCGGGGGUGUAACAAGAAACGCGCUAAUCAGCUCCAGCAGAUGAAUGUUGGUGCCAUUCAGAACUCUUCCCACCACAGCAAACGUGAAAGAGCCGCUACGUCAUUUCAAAUGGAAGGGCUAUUUGAUGUUCAACUCGCUGGAAAUAACGCAAGUCGAACGGAUAAUAACAUUCAUGCAGUUAGCAAUUACGGUGGUGGUGCUGGCCAGGGAACUAGACGUAGUCGUACUUUCAAAAUGGCCAUACCGUCUCCUCAUCGCAGCGCGGCGCUCAUCCACAAGAAUUUCAUGCAGACAUUUCGAAAUAUUGGGAUGUUUUUGUUCGUUUUUCUGUUACCUGCUCUUCAAGCAACCAUCUUUUGUCUGGCUAUCGGAAAGGAUCCGACAUUUCUGAAGAUGGCCAUUGUUAACGAUGAACUGGAUCCAAGUGAAGGCCGUGUUUGCAACUAUACAACAGAUUGUUCGUAUUUCAUGUACAGCUGUCGCUAUCUGCGCUUUAUUGACAACGAAACAAUAAUCCAGGUUCCUUAUCAAAGUUUACCAGACGCUAUAGAAGCCACGAAAAGGGGGGAAGUGUGGGGUGUAGUUCACUUUGGCCGGAAUUUUACGGAUGAAUUGAUGGUUCGCCAGGCGGACGGCAGUGCGGCGAGUAACGAAACAAUUAUCGCUAGUCAAAUCGGAGUUACUAUGGAUUUCUCCAACCAACAGAUUUCGAUUAUUCUACAACGCCGGCUGAACGAAGCUUUUGAAGAUUUCACAAACGAUAUUUUGAAGGCUUGUGCGUACGAGCCAACUGCUGGCAAUAUCCCUGUCACGUUCCUCGAUCCUGUUUAUGGCAAGAAAGACUCCACUUACACAGAGUUCAUGGCUCCUGGCAUGAUAUUGACAAUUGUAUAUUUUAUUGCUGUGGCGUUAACUGCUGGCGUCUUCAUCAGUGAACGAAAGGAAGGUCUUUUAGAUCGAAGUUUAGUGGCUGGGGUUCAGAUGACUGAAAUUCUGCUGGCUCAUUUGGUUAACCAGUUUACGGUUUUGCUCGGUCAGACGGCGCUCGUUUUCCUGUGCAUGUUGGCUGUUUUCAAUAUUCCGUGCCAGGGCAAUUUAGCUCUGGCUGUGUUCAUUACUCUUCUUCAAGGUCUUUGCGGGAUGUCUUUUGGUUUGUUAGUGUCGAGUUUGUGCGAUAGUGAAAUCAGCGCUAUUCAUCUUUCGUUGGGCAGCUUUUAUCCGACUCUACUUCUCAGUGGAAUUAUUUGGCCAAUUGAGGGUAUGUCGCCUUACCUACGUCACUUUUCCUACGCUCUGCCGCAAACGUACGCCAUCGAAGCUUUGAGGUCAGUCUUUGCGAGAGGAUGGGGAGCUGAAUUGCCCGAUGUUUAUUAUGGCAUUUUGAUCAGCACUGGAUGGAUUUGUGUAAUGUUGGCUCUGAGCUUAGCGGUUGUACGUAUUCGCAAGCACACAGGUUAAUUGCGCCGACUUUCAUUUUUCUUUUUAAUUUGUGUGUGUGCCAAAUGCGAUGUUACUUUUGCUAUAUUUUUAGAUCUGCUUGUGAUUUUCUGGAUGGACCGUUUUAUUUUCAUUGUUUGCGUUUAAUUUGUAUUGGCUAUGACCAACUUCCUUAUGCCUUGUACCUGUUUUUCUAGUGACAUUUACGCACUUUUAUGGACUGGUUUUAGAGAGUAGAAAGAUCGAGGGAUUUUCUAGUGUUGUUUCUAGUUCUGCCAUGACUUCAUAGUUGUGAAUUUGAUUUUAAAUUUUUCUUUUGCAGUUUUUUCCACCUAUUCACAGCGCGUGUUAUGAUUGUUUUCAUCACCUGUCAUACUAGUUCAUAUCAACUCAUGACUACCUUACUUUUGGUAGCUGACCAGAUUAGUGCGAGUUCUUUUAAUUGUUUCACUUGGGAGGAUCAUCCGUUUUACGCAAUUUUAAAUACAAUGAGUAUUAAUAAAUUA